UAACCGCCUUGGGCCACAACUUCGGAGAAUCGACGCGGCACAGCUAGGCUCAUUGAUCCUUCGACUUUCCUUUGCCUCAUUCUCCUUUCUAAUCGACCCGUGUACCCAACCGGGACUUUCAAAACGUCAAGAGUCUGGAAGUUGCCAGGGCACAAGGAGGUUGCGCGUCGGCCAGAUUCCCGUCUGUGCUCCCCACUCUCGCCAUGGCCCAUAUUUGCCAUUCGCCGCCCAGGAACCCGAGUCAGGCUGCUCAAACAGUCCCUGUUUGGCUAAUUUUGGCCAAUCCAUGGCUGUUCCCUGUGCCGGUAUUCCCCUGGCCACAUCUCGAGUGGGAUAUAAAGAGUUGAGAAACUUCCGGGUUGUGGAAGAGGCUCUUUCUUCACCUCUCCAACGCCCAUCCCAACGAGUCUCUGAAAAGUUAAACCUGCUUUACAUUUUAUCCUCUCUCUAGCAAAGCUAUAGUGAUCAAGCACCGACCUCCUCCACCCGUGACAGACGUCCAUACCAUAUACACACCUCACAAAAUGCCGUCCCUACUUUCUUCAACGACCCUCAUCUUCGGUGUGCUGGCCACAUCCGUUCUCGCCAACCCCCAAUACGACUACGGCGGUUCUUCUGGCUCGUCGUCUUCUAUGUCGUCAGCCAGUGCGACUGCAGCCGCCGCAGCCUCUACAGCCUCCAACAUUCACUCCGUCAAGGUCGGACCCGCCCUCACAUUCACACCAGACACCGUCACCGCUGCAGAGGGCGACUGGGUUGAGUUCACCUUUGGUGCUGGUCACAGUGUUGCAGAGAGUUCAUUCGCCGCCCCUUGCGUACCAAUCAGUGGUAGCGCCGGUGUGUACUCAGGAUUCCCCAACGACGGCGAUGUUUGGCGGAUCCAGAUCAACAGCACCGAUCCUCUGUGGCUGUACUGCUCCGCCACUGGUCACUGUGAGGGUGGAAUGGCCAUGGUUGUCAAUCCUCCGUCAAGCGGCAACACCCUCUCUGCAUACAAGUCUGCCGCGCAAAACGCCCAGGGUUCCUCCCCUGAGACGGUUCAAGGUGGCAUCUUCGGUGCGGCAGUCGCUAGCGGAGGCUCCAGCAGCAGCGCCUCGUCGUCAUCAACCGCCAGUGCAACCGGAUCCAGCGCCAGCGCUUCUGCGUCUGGCAACGCUGCUGGCGCCAACAUGGUAUCGAACGGCCUGAUGGUUCUCGGUGCAGUCGCUGCUGGUGUCGCUGCUGUUUUGUAAAUAGAUUUAUCUUGCAUGAGGCGGAGAUUGGGCGGGAAUCGGGCCAGGGGGCAUGCAGCAUAUUGCGUUUUCUCUCAAGCAACCCCCUUUUUUUUUAGAAUGAUUAAAAGGACAUGCCGAGCAUCAUUUUGAGAUCUACCUUGCCUUA
Cladophialophora immunda is the source of this 1380-nucleotide messenger RNA. RefSeq lists its product as uncharacterized. The record is from RefSeq and is a predicted model, not a curated record. The transcript is spliced from 2 exons. The coding region runs from base 525 to 1232 and encodes 235 amino acids. NCBI's taxonomy places the organism in Eukaryota, Fungi, Ascomycota, Eurotiomycetes, Chaetothyriales, Herpotrichiellaceae.